Rotaria sp. Silwood1 is the source of this 1050-nucleotide messenger RNA. The record is from the annotation of a GenBank genome assembly. NCBI's taxonomy places the organism in Eukaryota, Metazoa, Rotifera, Eurotatoria, Philodinida, Philodinidae.
AUGUCCAUUGCUGCAUGUUAUGCAGAGUUUGAUGAAGUAGAAAUGUUUCUUACCACUCUAUCACCUCAAUUAGAAUUAUUACGCAUUAGUACUUUCAGAGAUGUGACUUAUUUGGAUGCUAAUCGAUGGGAACGAAUUAUUUCACAACAUUUACAUCAUUUAAGUACGUUUGAGUUUAAAUACGAAGAACCUAUUGAUGAAGACUUGGAAGUUAGUGUUUAUCAUGAAAGACUUAAUGAAUUCAACUCAUUAUUUUGGAUGAAACGGCAAUGGCUCUUUAAAAUUUAUAUCGACACGAACUUUUGGGAAAAUAACGUUAUUGUAUGUUCUAUUUUUCCAUACAGGCCAAUACAAGGCAAUUCUCAUGAAGAGAGAGAAAACAAUGAAAGUUUUAAUGACAUACUCAGUCAAAACAUAACAGAACAAAGUAUCAUUCCUAAUCAACAAGAGUCUUUUGCUUAUUCUAAAAUGCUUUCUGAAACUAAUCAAUUAAUCGUCAUCGAUCUAUCAUAUUCUGAAUUUGAUGAAACUUUUUUUGAUACAAUACAUCCUGUUUUGACCACGAUACAAAUUACUUAUUUGAAUAUUAUGCUUCGUGACAUUUUCAUUGGCGCGUUAAUCGAUCUAGUCGGAUGUUUACCUAAUCUUGAUUCAUUGGUAAUUUCAUCUCUAAGCAUGAUACAACCACGAUGUUUAUCUAUAGAAGAAACAAGAACUUUUCGUUUGUUAUCAAAUAACAACAAAAUCACUAAAGUUAAUCUUAAAGAAAUGAAUGACUUAGCACAAGUUCAGUUUCUUCUCGAUCUCUGUUCUCAAAUGAAAUAUUUCGAGGUGGAUUGUACAAAUGAUGUGUCACCCGAAAAUGUUGUACAAUUUAUUUUAAUGAAAAAUAUCAAACGUACUUGUAAUCUACGUUUACUAUGUCUUAAAAUUUUACAAACAAAUAUGAACAUCGUUGAUACAUUAAAAAGUAUAAUUGAUUUUGAACAAUUAUGUCAUAACUAUACAAUACAACAAAUAGACACUAAAAUUUAUUUACGAUUGAAUUAA